UCCAAAACGGCGUAAUCAAGAUGGCAUUUCAUGGCUGGAAGAGCAAACUAAGAAUAAUGUGAUUUUAGAAAUAUUUUAGCUAAGAAUCUGAUGAAUGGAAACUUAGGAAGAUAUUUUGAAAUAUUGCGAGUUACAUUCUUGGCAUACAAAUAAAACAACAAUGGAAGAGGGAACACCAACAUCCAGUGGAUCAAGUCGUCAGAUAAAAUGGCACACCAAUUUAUCUGAUUUUGCUAACAUGGUUAAGGCAUUUAUCGGAUCCAACUAUCUUAGCAUAUCAUUCGCCUUUAGUCAGAGUGGACUAGUUGCUGGAAUGAUCGGGUUGUUUCUAAUUGCAAGCGUAACUGAUCACUGCUGUCAUCUGAUUGUCAAAUGUAAAAAUUUAGCCAUUAAAAAAGUUUUACGUGAACAUCGAAAGCAGUUACUGGGGGAUAUAGCUGAAGAGGAGGAAGAAGAUGAUCACAGGGAUGAUUAUUUUUCAGAAAUGAAAGCUAAAAUGAAGCGUAGUUUGACAUAUGGAGAUGUCGGACAGAUAGCUCUAGGAAAUAUCGGAUUAUAUAUUGUCAAUGCAUGUAUCUUGUUAACACAAUUUGGUUUUUGUGUUGGAUAUUUUAUUUUGAUAGGAAACACGAUUUACUCCAUGUUUCCUUUAGCGACUUGUGACAUACUUCGAAAUUCAACCAAUCAAAGUUUCAUUAACAUGUCCAACUGUAAAAUUAAUUCUAUCAUACAAUCUGAUCUUCCAAAAGAUUUACAGAAAUUCCAUUUAAUUACUGAAGACAUGCCAAUACAUGCCAGACAUCCUCAGUUGGCUUUAUUAGAUAAUUUAAAGAGAGAAGUCAGUCGUUUUCCUGAUUUAAAUUUAACGAAUCUGUCUCAUCCAGAAACCUCAGGAAAUUCUUCAUUUUUUGAUGAUGAUGGUUUAGAGAAUAGUUUAAUGUUGGGAGAAAAUAAUUCAUCAUGGACUGUUUUAUCUAAUCAUGUUUAUACAUCAACGGCUCCAUUGCUGCAAUAUCUUGUACUCAUUCCUUUACCUAUAUUUAUUGGUUUCUCCUUUAUGAGAAAUAUCCGCCAUCUUGGACCUGUAAGUGUAGCAGCUAAUAUUUCUAUAUUGAUCGGAUGUGUCUCUGUAACUGUAUUUCUUCUUGAUGGGUUUACACUAAGUAAAACAUACAAACUUUUUGUCAACAUGGAAGGACUUCCAGUAUUUUUUGGAAUGGUAACUGGUGCGUUUGAAGGUAUUGGAACAGUUAUCCCGAUUGAAUCAAGCAUGGUCGGGAAUCGUCAUUUAUUUUCUGGUUUUCUACACGGAGCUAUCUUAUUCCUUUCUGUGGUGUUGUCUUUUUUUGGUAUUUUUGGAUAUUUACGAUUUGGAGUGGAUGUGGCACAGAUGAUAAAUGGAAAUCUUCCAUUGGGCAGUGCUUUUUCUCUGACUGUGAAUUUAUGUUUGUGUAUUGGAGUAGUUUUAACUUUUCCUUUAAUGUUGUACCCGGUGAUAGAGUUGAUGGAAAUCUAUACUUUUACUGACGGUCGUAUUUGUGGUCCGAAGAAAAAAUGUGUAAUCGAAGAAGAAGGACUUGUGACGUCUGAUGACAGUCAACCAUUGAUUGGUGAUAAAACAUCUGUAUUACCUGUAGCUGCUGUAGUUUCACUAAGGAUACCAGCAUGGAAGAGAAAUAUAUUGAGAACAUUAUUGGUAUUAAUGGCUGCUGGUCUAGCUGUUUUAUUUAGAAAUAAUUUUGCUUAUAUCUUAGCAUUUGUUGGUGCAAUAGGUAGUUCAUUACUAGCCUAUAUAUUACCCUGUAUAUUUCAUAUUAAACUCUCCUGGUCUAACAUGUCAGUAUUUAUAAAGUUUAAAGAUAUAUUAUUAAUUAUUGUUGGUAGCUGUUGUUCAAUAGUCAGUUGUUAUUCUGUUGUUGUUAGAAUUGUCAACAACACAUAAAUACACAUUUAUUCUCCACUUGAGGGUAUAUUUUAGGGUAUAUUUUCUGGACAAUUGACAUCCUAAAUAUACAACGAUCAAUUAAAAAAUGUAUUCAAACUACCAGGAAAAAUUUAUCUUUUACCAAACACAGUAUAUUCUCACAGAUAUUAUUUGUAAAGCCCAUUUUAUAAUCGUAUUAUAUAAUUUUAAUACUGCCGCCAUUGUAUAUUAUGAUAAAUCGAAGAUAAGCAUUGGUAGUCGAAUAGAUGACCCAAUUGUGCUCAAAAGAAUAUAUCUUUAAGUCUGAAAGCUACGCCCCCUUUUUCCAAUAGUUUUCAUAUUUUCAGUGUGAUUACUAGUUCUUACUUUUCGGUUAAUGAAGUAACUUUUGAUGAUAUUUAUAAUGUUGAGUUUUAACUGUUAAUAACAACAGUUUGUUUAAAUAUAUAUAUAUAUAUAUAUAUACUGGUGUAUUUAUAUUUUUCUACUGAACUUAGUUUUAUAAAACUUAGAGAUUUUUAAUUCUGUGUUGUAGCAGUAUUUUUUAUCAUGGUAAUUAAAUAAGAGGAAAUUGAAUGUGAUACAAUAUUUUAUAUUAAUAAUCCAAUUGAUAUAAUUUAUCAAUAUUAUAGUACCGGUAAAUGAAAUAUUUUUAUAUUUUUCUUUAGUAAAACAAAUUGAUAAUGAUCUUAAUUUCUAUUAUUGCCCAAAAUAUGGGAUACUUUUAAAGUAUGAUUAUUGUGAGGGAGAAGAACAGAUUAUUUUUAUAUGCCCAUAUUUUCAUGUGGACGUAUUAUGUGGUUGCCCCAGUCAGACAUAAAUUGUUAUAAACAAAUAAUUUUAAUGAGAUUGUUGUGAAUUUGGUGUAAAGUGUUUUAUUGUAAACAUUUCAUUUCAUUUCAUUUAAAUCUCAAAUUCAAUAUUUUCCAUAAUAUUCUAAAUUAAAAUUCGAAUUAGAAUUCAAGAUUGGUCCAUUUUAAUCAAUAUUGAUGUUGUUAUCUUGCCUGGAAAAUACAUGUAUGGGAUCCUUAUAUCAAAUAUUUAAGACACUGAAUAUUUUAAAAUCAGUACAUGAGUUGUUUACUCAAUGGUUUCAGGCAACUUUUGUAAUGAAAAAAGAAAUUCAUAUCCUACAAUACAAUGUGGAAGUAAUUAUUAAUGGCUGAAUCAAAAACUACAAAAUAAUAAUAAAAAAGAAAAGAGUGUUGAAUGGCCUAAGCAGGCAUAAAUGACUGCCGUAAAUUUGGACUCUUUACAUAUUUCACAGAACAUAAUUGAUUAGAAAUUACAAUUCUUUUUUGAAAAUUGAAUAUAGAUGAAUUUAUAUACAUUCAUAUGUGCUUUAACAGGUCCACAGAAUAGAGUCGUAUGUCCUUUAAGUACAUUCCACUUUUAUAUGGCCAUUUUAGGUGCUCUUUAAAUUGAUCACUGAUGUUAAUAUGUAGAAAAUAGAUGUAUAUAAAUUUAAAUGGCAUUUUAUGUGUGUAUUUUAAAAAUAUUUAUCAGGAAUUGUUUCCAGGAAUUUUUGAUUUUAUAGUCAAAUUGACCACAAAUGGCAAACAUUCAAAAUAGUAAAAGGACACUAGCCAUUAUAUUGGUUGUAUUGUUAAACUUGAAACUAUUGAUGUUUGUGUGCAGAUUAGGUACAAAAAAAGAAAUUUGAGUGGGGGGGUUGACCCAAGUGGUGAGGAAGGGCAAGCUCAGUACUACAGAAUUAUCAAUUCGGCUAAUUUUAUUUCUGUUUUUUUUUUAUGUUCCUCCAAUUUCUAUUUUCUAACAACUGAUCUCCGAAAUGCUAAUAACUCUUUUAGUUGAAAUGUUAUAUGCCAAGAAAAAAAAAUACUUGUGUUUACCCUUAUACUUCGCUAUAUAAAAUAGAGUUGGUCGGAGACUCUUUUUAUUAUUUUUAAAUUUCAUGGGGUUUGUAUUAUUUAUUUCCAAGUAUUUAUAGCUUAGUUACUGGAUAAGGUUCUUGAAAAUAAUACCGAAAUUUCAGCAUCAGAAUUUGUUUGGUGAGAAUCACACAAACACUGAAUUAUAGAGCCUGGGAAAUGAAGAAAAGAAUUUAUGGUCAGCGAUUUUGGAUCAUAAAAAUGGGGUCAGGUAUUUUUUUAUUUUGGCCUAAUACAGUUUAAUUGUCUCUUUAAGAGUGUUCAUCCAUUAUAGAUAUAUUAAUACUCAUUCAUGGGUCAAAGUUUCAUCCUGUCACAAUGUUUACUAGUACUUGUAUUUAAAAUAGCCAUUUCCUUUUUGUUUUGUUCUCAAUUGAAAUUUCACUUACAUAUAUAUCAUCUUUAAUGUACUAGAUAUUCUUUACUGUAGAAUCUGUUUUCAAGUUAAGGGGUUGAAGUAGAAUUUUGCCUUAUAAUUUGCCAAAUAUCUGUCCAGUCCUGAUUUGUAGUGAAAAAUCCCUGUUCCUGACUAUGUGUAGAAUGUAAAAAUUCCUGUUCCUGACUAUGUACAAAAUGUAAAAUAAAAUCUCUGUUCCUGACUAUGUACAAAAUGUGUAAAAUCCUUGUUCCUGACUAUGUACAGAAUGUAAAAAAUCCCUGUUCCUGACUAUGUACAGAAUGUAAAAAAUCUCUGUUCCUGACUGUGUACAGAAUGUAAGAAAUCCCCGUUCCAGACUGUACAGAAUGUAAAAAAAUCCCUGUUCUCGAUAUAGAGAAUGUAAAAAUCUCUGUUCCUGACUAUGUACAGAAUGUUUAAAAUCCCUGUUCCUGAUGAACAGUAUAUAAAAAUCCCUAUUUCUAUGUACAGAAUAUAAAAAUUCCCAUUCCUGACUACAUGUAUGUAACCUUAUACAUGUAAAACUUGAAUAGAAGUAAAACUGUUUAAGAAUGGAAUUAAAAUACAGCAUAUACUUGGUUUAUGUAAAAUCUUAAAACAUUUUAACAAUGUUAGCUAUCAUUAUAUUUUUGUGCGUUUGAAAAAAUAUUCCUUCUAAUUUAAAUUCAUUUGUGUGAUGGGAAAUCUGUCUAUAAACUUAUUACAUUAAUGGCAGUAAAAAUGAUUAAAUGGAUUGAUAAAACCAGUGUUCCAGAUGAUAAUAUAGAUAUUUUUGCUUUAUGUUGUUUAUAGUAUAUUCUAUUGUCUUACACAGCUGAUGUUCAAUGCUUCAAUCUACCUGAACUAAUGGUUGUACUUUUAUUUAUUUUUCAUUACUUUUAUUUGAUUAAUAUUUGAAUAGAUAAUAAUCGGAAUAAGUGUUUUUAAACAUGUAUACAGUAUAUUGGUUUAGGAUUGAAUUCAAGCAUUUAUUUUAGAAUUUUAUUUCUGUUGUGAAACUCAAUCAGUGUAAUUCACAUUUAUAUGGACUUUAUUACUCUUUGUAUACAUAAAACCUGUUCUUAUAUCAAGGAAAUUUAGGCAGGUGUACUUGAUUAGAUAUGGAGUGCAUUUCAUCUUUUAUUAUUGCAUGUUAGCAUAGGUUAGAAGUGGAACUUUCCAUAAAGAGCCCUCCAAGCUUUAAGGUUGUGCCAGUCUUGCUGCUACUGCAUUUUGGAUGUUUGAUGAAUUUUGGCAAAUGGAAAUAAUCAUGUGCAAUAACAUUUAUAAAAUGUUUUAUUUUUGAUAACAAGAUUGUAUGUACAUGUAUUUCUUUUUUAAAAAAAUAUAAAUGAAGGAAAAGUUGUAUAUUAUGUUGGAAAUACAUGUAACUUUAGAUGUUAAUUGUUUUUACCAUUGUACAAAUUUGUGUGGGCUUUCAUUACUUUUUAUUUUUCAUUGCACAAGGACUAUAUUAACAAGGCAUUAUGUGAGAUGCAGAGAAAUUGAAUUGGUUGUUCUUUCUAUUAUAGUUAAAAAUAGUUCAGUCAAAUUUACUGAGUGAAACUAUGCAUGGUUACUUUUAUCAAGUUUCAGACAGCAGGCUCUAUCAGGGAGAGACGUCAUGCAUUUCUGAAAGAUUUUGGCUUGGUGAGUGAUAGAAAUGUUUAACGCAGAUAUGGUGGAUUUUAUCUAAUCCACUCAAUAUCCAAGCCACCCAGUGGUCUAAAGAGUUGAUUAUAUUGGGCUUGUAAUGUGAAUAAAUGUCUAAAAAUUAAUUUAUACCUCUUUAAUCAUAAAUUGCUCAAGAAAUAUAACUCUGUAUUUUCAAAUCGAUUGAUUUAGGCUAUAUCUAAAUACUUAUUACUCUAAACAGUAUUGGAUUGGAGAAUACUACCCUUAUUGGGAAUUAUGUUUCAGAAUCUAUUUGUUUGUAAUGUGGGUGCAUUCUGUUAUUGCUACUGGUAUGGAAUAAACAUGACUAGUGUUUUGGUUA
Patella vulgata (common limpet) is the source of this 6188-nucleotide messenger RNA. RefSeq lists its product as uncharacterized. Gene Ontology annotation, cellular component: vacuolar membrane. NCBI's taxonomy places the organism in Eukaryota, Metazoa, Mollusca, Gastropoda, Patellidae. The coding region runs from base 161 to 1942 and encodes 593 amino acids. Gene Ontology annotation, molecular function: amino acid transmembrane transporter activity. The transcript is spliced from 8 exons. The record is from RefSeq and is a predicted model, not a curated record. Gene Ontology annotation, biological process: amino acid transmembrane transport.